Pieris macdunnoughi is the source of this 612-nucleotide messenger RNA. The record is from the annotation of a GenBank genome assembly. NCBI's taxonomy places the organism in Eukaryota, Metazoa, Arthropoda, Insecta, Lepidoptera, Pieridae.
AUGGCUUGCAACUACCCAACAUCUUCAGAAGCCAUAAAACUAGAACAUUCUACGGAGUUAACUAUUGAGUCAGACUUCGACGUACUGAGAAAUAAAUUAGGACCGAAUUAUCGAAGACCGAGGAUAUUAAAGCCACCGCCGCAACGAUAUAAACCCAACGAGCAGACUCAAACGCCACCUGAGCUGUCAAUGUCAACAUUCCCGCCAAUAUUCCCACCUACAGAUAAAACAAUUUCAAAUAUGGAACUUAAGAACUUUCUCAACACCGCGCUCCAGACAGCCUUGACAGAUUCGUUGAACCAAUUACAGGCUAUCCCAAAAACAAUAGAGCAAAGUGAAGUCAAAGACAGGCGCAGACUGCAUAAAUGCGAUGUAGCUGGCUGCCAAAAGGUCUAUACAAAGAGUUCGCAUUUGAAGGCGCAUAAACGUACGCAUACUGGUGAGAAACCCUACAGCUGUGGGUGGGCCGGGUGCGGCUGGCGCUUCGCACGCUCAGACGAAUUGACCAGACAUACACGUAAACAUACCGGCCAUAGACCGUUCAGAUGCCCUCUUUGUACACGGGCUUUUGCACGCUCGGAUCAUCUUGGAUUGCAUAUGCGUAGGCAUUGA